UGACGACACAGUCGAUUGACAAUCUAGCAUUACAGUAAUGGUGGUCACAGUAUACAUGACGAACGCGACACAUUAUGUGAAUGGCAGACACGAUAAACCCCGGAAUGGAGAAAGGUUGAACUAGUACCGGAUACUGCUACCUCGGGGGAGAGCCCUGUACCGGAAUCCUUUAGGAUAUAACGCUAUGCGGAUUGAGGGGCACUGCCUGGGCCUUAAUGGCAAUACACCAAAGCCUGCCUGGUCGCCGUAGUAUGCUGAAAGUUGACAAAUCAAGAACUAAAAGCCAUCAUGGUUUCCCCAGAGCUUUACGUCAGCCGCGAAUGUGCUGUCUGUCGUUUGGAUUAUUACUGUUUCUGUGCUGGGGGCAGGGGGUGGGUGCAACCCCCUCCCCUUGUCCAUCUAUGUGCAGAUGUUACACUGUGGACACGUCCUCCACAAACUGUGUGGUGGACUGCACCAAUGCAAAUAUUAGUUCCAUAACCGAUAUUCCAUCGGUGGAUUUGCCGUCAUCGAGUUGUAGAGUUGUCCAGUUAAACUUAUCAAGAAAUAGUAUUAAUUCCAUAACAGCCAAGUCAUCAGUAUUGCAGAAUUUGCCUUAUCUGGAAGUACUAGAUUUGUCAUAUAACGACUUUACAGCACUUUUAUCAAGUUCAUUUUCCUCAAUAAUAAAGAUUAAGUACUUAAACCUUUCACACAAUAGUAUUAAUCACAUUGAUGCCAAUACAUUCCAUUCUAUGUCAAGUCUGAUAACUCUGGACUUGUCAUACAAUAGAUUUACUGAAGUUGAUGCCACAACUUUCAAAUAUACGACGAACCUGCAGGCAUUGAGCCUUGCGGGGAAUUUGAUAACCAAGUUCAAGGAUAAAUCAUUUGAAGUUCCAUUACUCACCACAUUAGAUUUGUCAGAUAAUCCUGUGAAAUCAUUUGAGAGGCUCAUGUUCACCUCAUCCAGUAGUAUCACCACAUUGUAUAUAAACAAAAUGAAUCUCACCAGUCUUCCACCUCACUUGUUCACCAACUUGAUGCUGCUGGAGAACCUGUAUCUGCGCGGGAAUAAUAUAAGUUUUAUUCCCGAUGAUGCGUUUUCCUCCAAUCCCAAUCUAACUGUGCUAGAUGCAAGUUCUAACCAGAUCGAGUCCUUAGAAGUGGAGACUUUCUACGGCCUGACAUCAAUGAGAUACCUUGAUAUAAGCAACAACAAAUUGGUGUUUCUAAAUGCUUCCAUGUUCAGGGACAUGCACACCUCUUUGACUAGUCUAAAUGUUGCAUUCAAUGAUUGGGUAUGUGAGUGUUCUAUGAAACCAUUUAUAGAAUAUCUAGUCACUUUCAACAACAGUGCUGGCAACACACUGGUAAACUGGCAAAACACAACCUGUACAGGCCAACCCAGCCAGAACCUUCUCUCGCUCAACUCACAAUUUUUAUGUGCCACUGACUACUUUUCCUGCUACAAUGAUACAGGCACUGGUACUGUAUCCACGGUAAUGUACGCGACUGUCGUACCUUCAACAACUGCCACCAGCCAACAGAUAUGUAAAGAGGAAUGUUUCAAACAGUCGAGUACUUAUGCUGGCUAUGACAGCAGCUUUUGUCUUUGUGGUAACAGCUCAUCAGAUUAUAACUGUGGGUGUUCUACUGCCACCCAUGCUGAUAUGGAAUCUGUGUCAUGUACAGAUUCCACCGGGAGUUCUGUUUCGAAGACCUACCUAGCCAACGUGAGCACCACAUCAAUAGGGAUCAUCCUCAACCCUAUUCCCCCUCUCACAGCAGGCCAAAGCUACACUUUCACCGUCAACGUUACUAUGGACAUUAUCAAUAUGUUCAUGUUCAGCUUUGGCGAUAGCUCUAAUGUUAUAUCUGAGGGAGUGACAGGUAACACGUUCACCAUAUCUUACACAUAUCCUGUGCCAGCCCAGUACACUUUAGAUGUGUCCGGUUGUUACACUAGUGGUUCCAGUACUGCCUGUGAAUCUGUCUCUGUACCUAUUCUGGUUCAUCCCCCGGACACACAGGUGUCCGUCACCUUGUCUGCAUCAUCUUACGAAGGCUCCAUAUCAACAGCAUCAGUCACUGCAAGCUUCACUAUGGGUCAAGGCCUGGACAUCUAUUGGAGCAAGUCUCCCAACGAUGGCGUCACAUGUAAUACAAGUUAUGCUUGCGAGAUAUCAUGGACAGCCGUACAUGGACGUUGUAUCCAAGUAAGCGGUUCUGUCGCCAACUAUGACACCGCCAAGACACAGUGUACAAACUCUCUACUCAACACCAUUCAACACUCCACUGAAGUCACAGAGUUCGCCACUGAAAUAACAACUGCAGUACCAUCAGUCACAUCUGUGUACAUAGAAGCCAAAAAGAAUGGUAGUUUUUACACCUGGGCAGAUAACAGCUACACCUACUUCACUGUGGAUGAUGUAACAAACAGUACUGUAGGGGACUGUGUAAUGAUAAACUUGGUCACCAAGGCUCUCGAGGGUGCAGUCUGCAGUGAUUCAUACAACUACGUCUGUCAAAAACCUCCUAAUAAUGCCUGCCCGUAUGGAGGAGUUUACUAUCCUACAACCAGGAACUGCUAUGUUGCCCAAACUGGUUCCCCUGUAAACUGGUCUGAUGCAUCUACAAGCUGCCAAGCUAUUACCUCUGGAGCCAGUCUGGCUACCUUUGAUAGCGCUCAACUGGUGUCCCACGUCACCUCCACGGUGUUGGCGGCUAACACAGAGGCUUGGGUGGGUCUGAGAUACCAGAACAUGGAAGGAUACCUAGAGUGGGUGAACUCCGAAUCUGUGUGGGCAUAUACCCCUACAUUUUCCACGACAACGGGGGACUGCUUCAGUCUGUCUCAGACUGGUGCCUGGAAAGGCUACCCGUGUAGUACAGCCCUUUCCUAUAUCUGUCAGUACUCAGUUGUCAAAGACACUGUAACUGUAGAAGCAUCUGGAGUGGGGACCAUGAAUCUGAACCCUACAUCACAUGCCUACAGCCUGAGCGCCCUCUCCAAUUCGUCCACUCCAUCAGCAGCUUUAGGAAUUGUAACCAUCUUCCCAGGCCAUUCAAUUUCAACACCGGAUGAAAGUGCCACUGUAGUAGCAUGGAAUUUUAAAACUGCAAACCUGACCACCUCACAGAUUGUCGCCUUCCAGGUGUGGCGACCAGAAUGUAAAGCUGGGGAAACCUUUGUAACACCAGUGUGUAAUGGAAAUGGAGCCAAAUACGGCUCUUGCAAGUCUACUGCCACUACCUGUCCAUCAGUACAGACGUGUACAGGAGGGACAAAGUACUGUUUCCAUGACGAUUCCUGUAAGCCUGUAGCAGAUGUUUGUGAUUGCACUGGGUGUACAGAAUCUUAUGUCGGAUCUUCCCCUACCUACAGACUGAUAGAUCAGACCUUUGUUGUCAUACCAACUGGUGCUUUUCAGUAUUACACUGUUUUGGCGGGAGAGAUUGAAAGUCAAUCAAAUGAUAUCAUAGCAUAUCAAACCGAUACUGGAAGUGAUGUCAUCCAGUGUGAUACAGGUGGUGAUUGGGCUCAGAACACGCAGCAGUCAACUGUUUCAAGCUGGCUCUCGGUCGGUGACACCUUCAACGUCACUGCUUGGAAAAAUAACACCAUGUGUUAUUUCCAUGCUAUUUACUCUAAGCCUGAAAGUAAGACAAUGCCUAGCUCCAUUGGGUAUUUCACAACUACAGGGCCUACAGAGUUUCAGCUGAGCGUUCCAGACCCUGUUAUUACGAAGACAAAGAUAGUUACAUCACAAGAAAUGCUUGGCAGUCUCGUGUGGUUGUGGCCAUCACUACAGGUUGGGCAAACCACGGACACUAUUUUUGUUGAAUCAGGCACAUCUGUGGAUCUUCUACUUGUGACUAACUUUGGAACGGACCUGACAGCUAAUUGGACCUUUGGAUCCUCCUCAAUCUCAACAACAUUCAGCAGCUCCUGUCCAAACUCUGUAGCAGCUACAGUAUGUGAGCCCUACACCAACUGGCCUGCACUCCCCUUUACAACCACCUCGUAUACAUUUACCAGUGAUAUGGAUGUCUAUGUUGAUGUGUCAAAUCAGGUGAGCUCAGCCAAUCUUACCAUUGCAGUGCGAGUGUUUGAGGUGAUCAGUGGUGUAUCCAUUGCACUAACUACCUCACAGACCAACAACUAUGUGGCUUAUAAUGAACAGACAUCCUUCACUGUGACUCUCGGCACCGGUACACCUACAGUCUAUGAAUAUAAUGUCAAUGGUACGAAGAAAUAUACGGCAAAUGUUAACUCAUUUUCUCACAAUUUCCUCAAUACCUCAGUGCCCUAUCAUGUCGUCACUGUCAAUGCAUCUGAUGAUUACAGCCAUGCUUUGGCAGAGAUUGGAGUCACUGUUAAAGUGCGAGCGAAUUUCCAGAACUUUCAAUUUACCAAUGUACCAAGUGUUCUGAGGAGAAACACUUUAUAUGAAUAUGGUGCUUCCGUGGAUGCUACUGUUGGCGCAGAAGUGUCUGUUAUGUGGAUUUUUGGUGUUGGACCCCCACAGUUGGUUACUUCCACUAUAGCAUCAUCUACUCAGCAGUUUAAUUUGAACUCCACCUACUCCCAAACUGGUUCCUACACAGUCGCCAUAUUUCUUCAAGAUGAUUCAUUUCUAAGUGCUAAAUACAUAUCUUCACCUAUUGACGUUGUAGUGGUAAUAACAAGCGUGACAUUAUCUACAAGUUCAGAUGUAAUCUUGGAGGGCGAUAGUAUUACAUUCACACCAUCUCUACCUGGACCAAGUUAUUAUGGCAGAACAAUCUAUUACACAUAUGACUUCCAAGAUGGAACAACUUUAGUGAACCAGACAUCCUCAAGUGCUACUCAUGUGUUCAGUACACUCUCCUCUGCAACGUACAGUGUUAAUGUCAUUGCUAUGAAUGGCAUUAGUUCAGGAAGCACAUCUGUUGAUGUGACAGUCGAACAAGAGAUAACCAGCCUGUCUCUCACCGGAACUUCACCCAUUCUUAUCAAUACCACAAAGCCCUAUACAGCUUCUGUCGUGACUGGGUCCCACAUCACUUACAGUUUUCAGGAAGCUACGUUAGGUCUGGCCAGUGAUUAUACCUCCGAUGACACCUACAACUUGACUAUCCCUACGGUGGGAGUGUACAACCUUACAGUCAUUGCCAAUAAUACCUUUGCUACCCUCUCUGAAUCCCUGGAAGUUCGAGCUGUUGAUUCUGAUACACUUCAAAUCCUGUCUUUUGCCCAUGAUAGAUAUGUGGUUACAGCAAGCUCUGUUGUGUUUAAGCUUGAUGUGCUAAGUUUUGACCCUACCACCCUGCAUUGUGUCUGGGCGUUUGGUGACGGUGCUAAUGAUACGGGGACUGGGCUGACAGAAACAUCACACUCAUUCGCCAACGCCAACAACUACACCGUCACAGUGACUUUAGUCCAUAAUGCAACAGGUGUUCAAAGGAUUCAGUCAAGUUCAAUUGGAGUUCAAGACACAGUGACAGACUUACAAGUGAAUACGAAUGGCAUAGGGAACAUUGUGUCUGGAGCAGCAGCAACAGUGGUGCUGACAGCAUCCGUUGCCACAGGAACAGAUGUAUGGUACACUUACACCUACGAUGGUUCCAGUUUCAGCACUUCAAACACAACAUAUGAACUGGUAUACAGCACAGCCACCAUGCUGCCAGUGGAUGUGGUGGCAGCCAAUCAGAUCAGCUCUCAGAACAUAACCAUAUCAGUAACAUUUCAGGAGACCAUUGAGUCCCUGAUAAUCAACUGUUCUGAAUGUAUAGUGGAUGGUGGUGUUACCUACCGUGCCACUAAUGCCACAUCCAACUACACAGCUUCUGUUGGGUUAGGCACCGAUGUCUCCUAUACCUUCUCAGUGGCAGGACAGGCAGAUUCCUUUACUAAUCCUUUGUCUCAGGUCUUCUCAACAAAUGGCAAUGUCUUUGUGAACGUGACAGCCUCUAAUAAAGUGAGCUCAGCGGAGUACAGUCUGCCUGUUGUGGUCGAGGACACCAUCACAAGUCUAAAGUUUGACCCGUCCAUAACGAAAGGCAUUUUGGUUAACAGCAGUCUGACCAUGGACACCAUCAUAGUGGGUUCCCAUGUAAGUUACAGUUGGAAGAUGUGUAGUACAUGUAGUGUGAUAACUACCACAUCAGGAUCCUAUGUGAAUCCUGGUUACACAGCCAGCGGAUCGUACAUUAUCACAGUGGUAGGUGGUAAUCACGUCAGUACUAGUGCUACAGCUACUCUCACCUUGACAGUUCAUGAACCUAUUACCAAUGUGGACAUCACCUCCAACGAUCUAGUCAGCGGCACAUACGUCCCAAUUGAUACCUCGACCAGAUUCACAGCCACAGCCAACAUUGCUCUGCAUGUUUACUUUGACUGGACUAUUUAUAAUUCAACAGGAAGUACUGUAGAAACUUUGUUCAACACUGAUACUCUGGCUUAUAACUUUACCACCGAAGGGGAGUUCAUUGUAAAAGUAACAGCCAUAAACUCAGCAAGCUCGAUGGAAACCAAUUUGACAGUUAUUGUAGAAACACCUAUCUCUGGAGUAGUUAUCAGUAACAACAACACCUCCCCUAUAGCUACCAAUGCUGGACUCGCCCUCACCGCCACAGUGAAUAAAGGCUCCACAUUGACUUAUUCCUGGAAUAAAAAUGACACAGCUCAAAGUGUUACAUCAGCUGACUUCGCUAUUGCCAUAAGCCCAUCAGGCACCUAUGUCUUCAGUGUGGUUGUUACAAAUCCCUUGGGUUCAGUGACAGAGACUGUAACCUAUGUUGUACUGGAUGUGAUAGAAAACGCUUCCAUCAUAAUACCCAAUAAUCUUGUGUAUUAUCCAUUUGUUGCUGUGAACAGUGCCGUACAAUUUUCUGCCAGUGUUCCUAAAGGAGAUGAAAUCACCAUUGCUUGGGAUAUGAAACAGUCCGGUGUGGUCAGUGCUACCGGAUCAGCUGCAGCCUUUGACUACACUUUUGCUUCUGUUGCAAACUACACUCUAACCAUGAAUGUGACAAAUGAUGUUAGCUCUAUGGUGAAGACAACAGAUAUCUCCAUCCAAACUCCACUGACCUCUCUCAGUAUGACUGCCAGCUCCAGUGCAGCCGAAACCAAUGCACUGGUCACGUUUACUGGUGUUCCCAAUAGCGAUGCAGAUCAUUUGACCUUUGAGUGGACAAUCGAUUCUACAACCAACACUACCACCACUAACACCACAACUCACACAUUUACAGUUGCUAGGAACUAUGUAGCAUCUGUAAAUGUGUCCAAUCAGAUAUCUACCUACAGCACUUCCAUCAGUGUUGAAAUAGAAGACCCCAUCCAAGGAUUAUCAAUUCAAAACUGUAAUGCAACAGUCAACGUUACAGACUUUGCUCAAGCUUUGGCAGUCAUAACACAAGGUACAAAUGUUACAUAUUCCUGGUCUGUCGAUGUUGACUCCAGUACAAUACAACAAACUGGCAAAACAUUUGGAUAUUCCUUUACACAGACAGCUGUUUACAAUCUUGAUCUGAAUGUGAGCAACCUUGUGAGUUCUGAUGUGGCGUCGUGUUGGUUUACAGUCAUAGGACCUAUUUCUGAUGUGGUGAUCGUAAUGUCCGAUGAUAUUUACCUGUUUGUGAACUACACAGUUGAAUUCACAGUAACAGGUAACAACUUGGUUGGAGUAAUUUAUGACUGGAGUAUUUCUCCCAUCAAUUACAACACAUCAACUGAAACUGGUGCUCUCUCAAAGAUGUUUACUGUUGAGCAGAGUUAUGUUGUCAUGCUCACGGUUUCAAACAACAUUAAUUCGGUGAGUGUGACAAAAUCUUUCUACAUUGACGAGUUGACAUGUCCCACCCCAAUCAUCACAGCUGGAGGAGAAACAUCCAAGAUUGCGUACAAAGCCAAUUCGAUCAUGUUUGAUGUGUACAUUAACAGGUUUACCUGUACCUCGUACGAUCUGCAGUAUCAGUGGACUGCCUACAACAUGACAAGCUGUGCCGAGGACCUGGCUAAUCCUGUCACUUUCACCGACAUUGUUGACACCACACCGAAACUGUUGCUUACCAAUGGAACACUCAACUAUGGCCAGUUUUGUAUUGUAUUGGUAGCGUCCUACAGGUCCACUCCCCUGGAACAGACAGUCAAGUUCAAUGUGACCGUACUGAAGACUGAAUUAGUAGCAGUUAUAGCUGGAGGAAAUUCCAUCCAAAUUCCAGCCAAUACUGAGUACCGUCUCGACGGGAGUUCUUCAUAUGACAAGGACCUCACUUCCUCCCUAACAUACAACUGGUCCUGUACCAAAGUAUCUGGGUCUGCUGCUAGUAAUGCGUGUACAUCAUUAGUGUCUGGCAGUUCUAGUUCUGUCAACAUUCCAGCCAGUGACCUCAUUGACGGCCAAAUGUAUGACGUCACAUUGACAGUGUCUGCCACAGACAGAACUUCAGGGUACUACACUCAGCGAUUGACAGUUGGAAGUUCUGAUGUGCCAUCUGUGGAAAUUGUGUGUGUGUCGUGUCUGGCGAACUACUUGAAUGUGAUCAGUUCUGCCAAACAAGUAGCUCUACAGGGAAGCUGUACAAACUGUGGAUCAGCCACAGUCUCCUACCAGUGGACAGCCGUGUAUGUAGACAGUGGAACCCAAACUACAUUUAGUCUAACCUCUGCUAGCACAUACACUGGUGAUACCAAUUCAAACCUUGUGGUCAAAAAGGGACAGAUCGUUGAUGGUAAGCCAUAUACAUUCAGGCUUUCAGUUACAAAAACAGAGAACUCUGUAAGUACCACAUCCUAUGCUGAGCUUGAGUUGUUGGCCAAUAUGCCGCCCAGUGGUACAGGUUGUACUGUGGCAAAUUCAACAAUUAACGUUUUUAGUAUGUUGUCCGUGGACUGCCAGGGCUUCUCUGACCCAGACAGCUCUUCCACUGAACUCUUGUAUGAAGUGGUAGCCUACAGCACAGACUCUGCUUCUGAUGGUCAGUUUGUCGUCAUCUAUUCUGGACCCAAAUCCCAGGUGGAUGUUUAUCUAACAUCCUGGUCAGGAGUGUCCAGAACGACUGUCCAAGUGAAGGUGUUUGUUCUUGACAGCUUUGGUGGUGUCUUCGAAGGCCUUGAUCAGAUGAUCACGGUAAUUGUAUCAGCACCAAAUGGACAGACAAUGGCAGAAUACUUGUGGGAUAAAGUUAACGGAGAGAUGUUGGGACUUGUAAAGGAAAACAGUCCGACUCUGCUUUUACAAUAUGCCAUCACUAUGAUUCACGAAGUCAACGAGUUAUCUCGCGUGGCCACCACAGACACAGAGAAGUAUAUACGGGCGUCCCUGAGGAACAUCCUUGCACUAACAGUACUAGGUCUACCUUUAGAAGAUAGUGUGGCAAUGCAACAGGCUGCAUUCUUCAUGGACCACUUAACAGUCUACCCUGACGAGUUUCAGACUAGUGCCUGCCAAGAUCUGGUUCUGAUUCUCACCCAAAGCUUGAAGUCCAUUAUGGAAAAUGGAGUUCGACAAGGUCUGGAGCAGAGCACUGUUCUGACCAAUCAUCUCCUUCGAGCUGUUGCUAAUGCCAUGACUGCUGUGAACAUGGCUGUCUAUUCUAGUAGCACAUCCCUGGUUUCAGGCUGGUUUAAUGACACUAUGCAGAUGUAUAUUCCAUCUGUGAGCAACCUGACCAAUGUAUUCUCUUCCUCCUCCCUUAGCGGGCAAACACACCGCCAGUUUAUUGUCACCAAGGCACUGUCACAGGCUGAAGACAUUAUUGGUCUCAACCUCAAGUCCAUGUUGUUAGGACAGGGCCCAUUGAUUUACAAUAUGAACAGUAUGGCUGUGUAUGGUGUACGGACCACCAGUGACAAUCUAAACCUUGAUUAUGUUGGAGCAGAUAGCAGUAUCACAGUCAGCAGUGAUACCCUCGCGGGCAGAAUAGCGGCCGGUACUGAAGUGUUCCAGAUCUACAUCAACAGUGACUCAAGUCUAUUUACCUGGGGCUAUAAUGCUGAUUUCACUGUAGACACCAAAAUGGCCAGUCUUACUCUCAAAGACGCAUCAGGAGCUGACAUUUCUAUAGAUGGAUUGUCAGAUGCUGACAGUGUCAAAGUGGUCCUCAAUGGUGAAGGAGAGAAUAUAAAUAUCACAAAUGCCAGCAUAGUUGGAAACACUGGAUAUGAUCAGACAAAGAAUCUAAAGUAUGUUCAUAAAACUGUUAAUAGUGACACGCCACAGUUGAUUACUCUAGUUCCCAGCUCUGGAGUGGAUGGUUCUGCGUUAUACAUCCAGGUCUCGGCCAGUAAUAUAGACGGAGCUUCCCUGGAAGCUUUAGCCACACCAUCAUUGGCAUCCUUCUAUCUCGGGGUUGACAUAGCGAAUCCCACUGAGUCGGACAACUCCCAGGCCAUACAUCUAGUAGCAUCUGACACACUUCCAAGUGAUCAUAGGGACCACACUUUCUAUAUCAGCAACUUUGACUCUUCGAAGACCUACAGAAUCUCAUUGUAUGUCAAUGACACCUACAUGUUAAAUGUGUCGUCAGCAGUGUACAUGGGUUCGUGUAUGUACUAUGACACUCAAGAGCUAGCCUGGUCUACCUCAGGCUGUCAGCCAACAUCAGAAUGUAUUGCCAUAGCCCUUGUGUGUAAAUGUAACCACUUGACAGCCUUCGGUGGUGGAAUGUUGGUGCCCAUUGACGCCAUUAGCUUCAGUGAUCUGGAGUUUAUUGACCUCUACACCAAUCCUGUUGUGUUUGUGACCUCUGCAAUCAUCUUAGUGGUCUACAUUGUGGCAGCCAUUAUCAGCAGACGCCUUGACCUUCGUGACCUUGAGAGGAUUUCUUCUGUGCCCUUAUGUGGAAAAGAUGGCUCCUUCAAGUAUGAGAUAACUGUUGUUACAGGGAAACAGAGAGGUGCAGGAACCUCUGCUCAUGUUGGCAUUAAGUUGUACGGAGAGUAUGGUAAAAGCAACAGGAAACAUUUAUCAAAGAAAGGAGCAUUCCAGAGAAACUGUCAGGAUUCAUUCAUUAUUGCACAUGACACCAACCUUGGUGACAUUUCGAAGGUGUUUGUCUGGCAUGACAACCAUGGACUGGAUCCAAGUUGGUACAUGGUACAGGUCAUUGUCAGGAACCUACAGACAGACCAAAAGUACUACUUUUUUGGAAACAUAUGGCUUACUUUGGAAAAAGAACAUGGCUUCAUACAGAAGGAGAUCUAUGCUGCUGGCUCGGCAGAAAUUCAACAAUUCACAAGAAUAUUUGGGCAUGCUUGGUCAAGUUCUGUAUCUGAUCGCCACUUGUGGAUGUCUGUCAUGGAUCGCCCAGCUAACAGUCGUUUCACACGUGUCCAGAGGGCCACCUGCAUUGUGACUAUCCUUUAUGUGUUCAUGUGUAUUAACAUCAUCUGGUAUGGCGUAAUCAAGACAACAGACACCAACCUCAAUACAACCAGCUUUGGAUGGCAAGAAGUUGUUGUUGCCCUGGCAACUAAUGCUGUGGUCUUCCCAUUCAGCAUUCUCCUUAUCAGUAUAUUCAAGAAGAGUCGCUCUAAGAACAAUCUGUUUGAACAAGGUAUUCGGACUGGGACAGCAGAGACCAUUGAGAUUGACAACAACUGUGAUCAGUCCAUGUAUUCUUCCUUCCAAACAAAUGAUGACCUCAUAUCAUACCUCGGAGAAAGGGAGAGCACCUCAGAAUCAAUACUGGCGUCUGCGGCAGCUCCUCGCCAGUCCUUGGCUUUACGUCGCACACGCACAUUGAAGACAUCUCUUAAAAUUGAGAAAGUGCCAUCAUCAGCUGAUAGUUUUAAUAGCAGUGUAAAUGGAGAUAAGAACGACAGAAAGCUUGAGAGGACCAAUAACCCCGGUAGAUGGGAACAAGGCACUUUCAAAGAGAGUUGGCAGAAGCGCCUGAAAACCAGGUCAUCUACAGAGGAACCACAACCAAGUACAAGUGGACAUGUGAAACAGGACAGAGCUGCAGCAAGGGCAGAGGUCGAGGAUGCAGCAGAUGAUAUCAUGGAAUACCUUGAUAUGGUAGAAGCUGACAUAAUCAACAAAGAACAGACUCGUAAAAACAAAGAUACAAAUCAACUGACACCAGGCCUUUCUAGGAAGCCACCUGUACAUCAUUCAACAAGUAUGGAUGAGAGCAAACACUCGAGCAAGGAUAAGAAUCGCAACAUAGAGCCAAAGAAAGGAGGUCUGAAGAGGAAAGACUCGACUCACAGUGUGGGGAUAUCAGCAGUUUCUUCCAACUCAUAUGCCAUACCCUCCUCCUCUGGAACACAACGCAACUUCACACCAAGAGAGGAGCCGAGCCUCUCCGACAAGAAACCAACUUCUGCUGGCAGUGUAGCUAAAUGGGUUUCCAAACUGAAGCCUGGGAUACGCUCAAAUGACAUGCCCUCUGUGGAGCAUACCAACAUGUCCGGGACACAGCCACUGAGACCUAACUCUUUGUUAGCACGUCAGAUAUCUCAGCCAGACAUCAUUACUCAUAGCGUUGUGGGGUCGUUUACUAUGGAGGGAAGCGACAUCCGUAAGAAGAAGUCCGGCUGUACCCUGCCCCCCUGGUGUGUUUAUGUAGGCUACUUUCUGUGUUUCUGUCUCAGCGUGCUGUCCGUCAUCGUUGUGAUGCUGUAUGGCUACCAGCUAGGGGCCGAGAUCGCCCUUCAAUGGGUCCUGGCCCUUCUGUUCAGCGUCACAUUCUCCUUCUUUAUGUUUGAGACCAUCAAGGCUCUCUUCAUGGCCCUGUACAUAGCCGGUGUUGAAAAGAAGGUGGAUCCUUAUGAUGAAAAUGAUGUUAUUGAUAUCGAACCAGUUAUAGACAAUGCUGUUGAAACUGUCAAGGUAAGCUUGUUAAUGUUCUUAAUGAAACUGUCAAGGAAACCAACUUCUGCUGGCAGUGUAGCUAAAUGGGUUUCCAAACUGAAGCCUGGGAUACGCUCAAAUGACAUGCCCUCUGUGGAGCAUACCAACAUGUCCGGGACACAGCCACUGAGACCUAACUCUUUGUUAGCACGUCAGAUAUCUCAGCCAGACAUCAUUACUCAUAGCGUUGUGGGGUCGUUUACUAUGGAGGGAAGCGACAUCCGUAAGAAGAAGUCCGGCUGUACCCUGCCCCCCUGGUGUGUUUAUGUAGGCUACUUUCUGUGUUUCUGUCUCAGCGUGCUGUCCGUCAUCGUUGUGAUGCUGUAUGGCUACCAGCUAGGGGCCGAGAUCGCCCUUCAAUGGGUCCUGGCCCUUCUGUUCAGCGUCACAUUCUCCUUCUUUAUGUUUGAGACCAUCAAGGCUCUCUUCAUGGCCCUGUACAUAGCCGGUGUUGAAAAGAAGGUGGAUCCUUAUGAUGAAAAUGAUGUUAUUGAUAUCGAACCAGUUAUAGACAAUGCUGUUGAAACUGUCAAGGAGAUGAAGUUUAAACCACUGGCUGGUUUCUCCCUGGUCAAGGCUAGAGAGGAGGGCCAGAAAGUCCAGAGGAUGCGCCUGAUGCUUCGCCAGUUUGUGGCUUACAUGUUCUACCUAUGGCUCCUCAUGGUCUUGUGUUAUGUUAACUUCAACUCCAGCCAGUACUACUUCACCUACAGUACAGAGAACCAGUUCAUCAGGACCACUGUAUCCAACAACGACUCCUUCUCAUUCCAAAAUAUGACCAGUAUUGAAGAAUUCUGGGUGUGGAGCCAAGCUGUCCUGUCUCCAGGACUACAUUGGGAAGAGAUUGAUAACAACACAGAAUAUGGCACAGUCCUUGGGACUGCUCGGCUCAGACAAGUACGCAGUCUGACAGAGAAAUGCAUGGCUUAUGAUUCCUUGAUAGUCUUGGGCAGCGCUGACUUUCUGUCAGGAAAGACCUGUGUUGGGUCAGGUGGCUUCGAUGAGGACCAGAACUCGUAUGGAGAAACUUGGUCCACUAACCAAGCACAGAACCUUUCCUGGAACUACUACACCUCUGACCUGACUGGCAGCAAAUGGCAACAAGGAAAUGUAUUCUCAUAUAGCGGUGGUGGAUAUGUGCAGUUCCUGGGGACAAAUUAUACAGAAACCUUGUCCAUACUGCAGGACCUACAGGCCAAGGACUGGAUCAACCUGCAUACCCGAGCUGUGUUUGUAGAAUUCACCCUAUAUAACCCUGCUACAGAUCUGACUACCCACGUGAACCUCCUUGUGGAACUACCCCUCACAGGUUCAAUGAACACUUCCUAUGUGAUACACAGUCAGAAGUUACUACGGUACAUCAAUGACAUUGUGGACCCCAUGAUGGUGUGUGAGGGGAUCCUGUUUGUGGUGGUCGUGUACCUGUGGAUACAUAUGGCCCUGUUGAUGCGAGACGAAGGCUGCUCAUUCUUCACCAGUGUCUGGAACAUGUACGAGUUGCUCACCACACUGAUGGCAAUGGCAGUCAUAGGACUGUAUGUUGGCUGUGUAGUUCAGGCGACAUCCACCUUUGAUGAAUUCCUAGCCAACUCAUCCAGCUUUGUGAACUUUGAGACCACCAUAGAUAUUCAUCUGUCCAUGAGAUACAUACAAGCCUGGCUUCUCUUUCUGCUCAUGUUUAAGAUUGUGAAGCAGUUGAGGUUCAUUAAGAUCCUGUACAUCUAUGAGAGGACUCUCAGUGAAUCAGCUGGCAAGCUGUUUGGUGUUGCUCUAAUUUUUGCCAUCCUGUUCCUGACACAUGGAAUGCUGGCAUACUUAUGGUACGGACCUUAUGUGGGAGGGUUUGAGAGUUACUGGCACACACUGACCACACUACUGGGAGCAAUACGAGGCACAUUUGAUUUCUGGUUGCUGUUUGAGAAUAGUCGAAUCUUCAGCCACUUUUUCUUCAUUUCCUUCUACAUCUUCGUGUAUGGCCUGACAAUUUGUUUCAUUGUGGCCAUCUUGUCAGACACGUACAAGACAUUGCGCUCACAAAUGUUCUUCAAGUCCACACUUGACAUGCAGGAUCAUGAAAUGAUAGACUUCACCUUGAAAAGGUUCAAGAUGUGGGCAGGAAUUACCAAGCCUAAGCCGGAGUUCCGAGCUGUACGGUUCCCUGGCCUGCCGUCAGUGUCCAGCAGGUGUACGUCGAGAAGUUCCACAAGAUCGUUCAGUGAGGCCUCGGUCAGUUCUGAUGGCCUUAGUAUGCUGUCAACAGGAGGGUCUGCUAAUGCUGCAGCUCGCCUGUCUUCUACCUGGCUGGAGGUUUUACACACAAUGGACAGAGUGACCCACCUAGAUGGUAUUGAAGAAAAUCUCAUCAAAAAGUGUCAGAAGGAGGUUGAUGAAUGGAAAUGGCAGAACCGCAUCAGUAACAUGGAAAAAGAAAAUGAUGGACUCCUGAAUUGGACAACGAAAAAGCCCCCUGCUACCCCCAACACUCGAACUACAAAAAUACCCAAGAGAGUUUCAACACAACCUCGUCUGACAGCCAAGUCAGAAGGAAUGGCCAAAACACCACCUACUAAACCAGUAGUUAAAGGCAAGGCUACACCACGGGUAUCUCGCCCCCUCAGUGAUCAGGGGGGACGAGCAGCACAGAGGUCAGAACAGCCUGGCACCUCACAAGAUAGAAUGUCAGUAUUUGACUUCUUCAAAAGUAUAAAACCAUCAAAGCCUGCAUGGUAAACCGCUGUACUAGCAGACAAAGUUCAUAUUGUGUUCAGUAUAAAGUUAUUUGUUCAACUUAUUAUUUUAUUAGUAGUAUUAUAAUUAGUGUUUUAUUUAUAAGAAACAUCAGUGAUCCUUCCUCAUUAACGAUUUUUACACACAAGUUUGUCUCAUUAUCAUCUAUCUGUGAUAGAUAUCACAUUGAGUUGUUUUUUGUUAUUUUUCACUUAAUCAUCUCCAUCAUUUCACAUAGUUCAAUUUCACCUGUGCCAAUUAUCAAACAAAAAGAGAAAAUUCAAAAUGAGAAGAAAAAUUCAAGCGACAGUAUAUAUAUUUUGUUGUGAGACAGAGACUCGCACAGAGCUGGGGAAUUACCUGUGGAAAAAAACAGCUGCUGAAGCUGGAAAAUGUGAUUCAUUUGAUGUGUGAACUGAAAACAAUAGUGAUGGAUGUUUGUUUACACGAUCAACUGCCUUAUGAGAGAAAUGUUGUCGGUGAUAUGUAUGGACUCAACACUUGAGACGUACAGUUUUAUUUGUUAAGUUUGAUGACUACGGAUGGCCGAGGAAAUGCUGUCCUACCUAUAACACUUGUUAGUGCUAUGUCUGGGGUGAAUUGUAGUCACUGUACAACUUGUUAUAGUGUAUUUACAUUUAUGUAGAAUUUUAUGUAGAAUAUAUAAUUUUAAAGCACAUGAACUUUAGAAUUUUAACUCCAGAUUUGAGGUUUGAUAAUAGGUUAUGGAAUUUUAUGUUUUAGACUAAAAGUAAAGUGUUAGAUAUAAUUAUCCAAAACUAGAAUGUAUUGUUUGACGUAGGUUAAUCAUUUAAAUGUCCUUUCUUGUUGUUAUUGACUAUGGUUCAUCUCGGCUGUGACUACAAUGUCGCUACAGAGGUUUGUACCCACAGUUUAACCUGGUGCUUGUGUGGGUAUGCAUUCCUCAUUAAAGGGUAAGGUAUAAUCAGUAGUCUCUCACACAUGUAGUGAGCAGAGUACUCGGACAUUUAAAAAACAUGACAUUUAUAUGAAAAAAUCACAGAUUUUUGUAUAUACCAAGAUACUGCCUAGACAAUCAUCAAGUUUGCUGUGAUUUAUCUCCCCUUAGUAAACAUAUUGUGUGGUAGGUACUAGAUCAUCCAGUGAACCUACAUCUCUAUUUAUAGAUUUAUGAUGAACAAUAUACAAUUCAGGUGGCUAAUUUUCUAUGCCUUAAGCUAGUGUUUCCCAGCCAUAUACUAUUAAAUAUAAGGAGCUUGCUUUAUUAUUACAUUCGUAGGGAAAAUAAAAAGGAACAAUUAAUCUUACUUUGAUAAUAGACUUUGGACAUCCAAAUGUCAUCUCUUGUCAGGUUUUAUUGUUAAAGCAUAUGUCUUUAAUGUAACAACAUGAUGAACAAUAGACUCAAAGAAAAUCAUAAACUUUAUAAAAACUGCAGGUAUAUUUCUUUAUUUCCAGAAGAAUGUGUGAGGAACACAUUUUUUUUUUAUUAAUAGUUGCUAUUUUUUAAAAGAAUACUAUGCCCAUUUUGGCUGGAACUUAUUUUACCAGAGAAUUGUUUUUUCAAUGUUGACCAAUUGUUUACCGUCCACACUCUAUAGCUAUCUGUAAUAUAGGGGGCAUUGUGUCCAACAUGUGAUGUAAACCGUCCAUAAUAUAUUCCGUCCAAUGAUUAGGUUUAAUACUAAUGAUAUUUUAUAUUUAUACUGUACAAUACACAUUGUUACAAUAAUAAGACAUGAUCUGAUUAGGUCUUGUCCAUAUAUCGUCCAAUGAUCAGGUGAUAUAGGGUAUUAUAUGUUUACCGUGCUAAGAUAUAUAUGCCGUCCAUGUAUUUAGACAUAUUUUGUUUUGGGUUUGGGCUACCUCCAUGUCAUAGAAUAUAUAUUUGCAUUGUAGAAUCACGUGCCAGUUUGUAUGCAAUCUGUUCUUGUAUUGUACUAUUUUUUCUGUUUAUUGAACCACAUUCCGAAAACAUCCAAAUCGAUGAUGUCAAAUUUACAAAAGAUUCUAAUUAAUAAAUUGUCCAUAUUCUAAUUAAUAUCAUGGUAAAUUGUUUCAGUUAAUCUUGAUAGAAAAACAUUCUGUAAAUCACAGUAUGGAUAAAACCUCCUUUUUUCUGUUUACAGAGUUAAAAUAGGAGGUUAUAGAUGGGGGUCCCUGUUCUCUAUAAGUGUCUUACACAAUUACAAUGGGAGUGUAUAGAUGGGGGUCCCUGUUCUCUAUAAGUGUCUUACACAAUUACAAUAGGAGGUUAUAGAUGGGGGUCCCUGUUCUCUAUAAGUGUCUUACACAAUUACAAUGGGAGUGUAUAGAUGGGAGUCCCUGUUCUCUAUAUAAGUGUCUUAAACUGUUUCAAUGGGAGUGUAUAGAUGGGAGUCCCUGUUCUCUAUAAGUGUCUUAAACUGUUUCAAUGGGAGUGUAUAGAUGGGAGUCCCUGUUCUCUGUAAGUGUCUUAAACUGUUUCAAUGGGAGUGUAUAGAUGGGAGUCCCUGUUCUCUAUAAGUGUCUUAAGCUGUUUCAAUGGGAGUGUAUAGAUGGGAGUCCCUGUUCUCUAUAUAAGUGUCUUAAACUGUUUAAAUGGGAGUGUAUAGAUGGGGGUCCCUGUUCUCUAUAAGUGUCUUAAACUGUUUCAAUGGGAGGUUAUAGAUGGGGGUCCCUGUUCUCUAUAAGUGUCUUACACAAUUACAAUGGGAGUGUAUAGAAGGGAGUCCCUGUUUUCUAUAAGUGUCUUGAACUGUUUCAAUGGGAGUGUAUAGAUGGGGGUCCCUGUUCUCUAUAAGUGUCUUAAACUGUUUCAAUGGGAGUGUAUAGAUGGGGGUCCCUGUUCUCUAUAAGUGUCUUAAGCUGUUUCAAUGGGAGUGUAUAGAUGGGGGUCCCUGUUCUCUAUAAGUGUCUUAAACUGUUUCAAUGGGAGUGUAUAGAUGGGAGUCCCUGUUCUCUAUAAGUGUCUUACACAAUUACAAUGGGAGUGUAUAGAUGGGGGUCCCUGUUCUCUAUAAGUGUCUUAAACUGUUUCAAUGGGAGUGUAUAGAUGGGGGUCCCUGUUCUCUAUAAGUGUCUUACACAAUUACAAUGGGAGUGUAUAGAAGGGAGUCCCUGUUCUCUAUAAGUGUCUUACACAAUUACAAUGGGAGUGUAUAGAUGGGGGUCCCUGUUCUUUAUAUAAGUGUCUUAAACUGUUUCAAUGGGAGUGUAUAGAUGGGAGUCCCGGUUCUCUAUAAGUGUCUUACACAAUUACAAUGGGAGUGUAUAGAUGGGGGUCCCUGUUCUUUAUAUAAGUGUCUUAAACUGUUUCAAUGGGAGUGUAUAGAUGGGAGUCCCGGUUCUCUAUAAGUGUCUUACACAAUUACAAUGGGAGUGUAUAGAUGGGGGUCCCUGUUCUCUAUAAGUGUCUUACACAAUUACAAUGGGAGUGUAUAGAAGGGAGUCCCUGUUUUCUAUAAGUGUCUUACACAAUUACAAUGGGAGUGUAUAGAUGGGGGUCCCUGUUCUUUAUAUAAGUGUCUUAAGCUGUUUCAAUGGGAGUGUAUAGAUGGGGGUCCCUGUUCUCUAUAUAAGUGUCUUAAACUGUUUCAAUGGGAGUGUAUAGAUGGGAGUCCCUGUUCUCUAUUAGUGUCUUAAACUGUUAUGGAUGUUAAAAUGGGAAUUCCUCAGUUCUCUCAUAAGUGUGUAACUUAAACUGUUUUGACAGGAGGUUUUAAGUGUAUUACACUGUUAGGGAGAUUUAGAUGAGAACCUCCAAUUUUCUGGUGUCAAGUUUUAGUUUUAACAUAUUUUAUUGCAAAAUGUUUACAAACAGAUUGUUGUCAAGUGUCUUAAACUGUUAUGGUGGUUUAGAUGGGAACCCCUUAUUUCUGUUUAUAACUGAUGUGAGGGUAUACAUGGGAGUCCCUCAUCAAAACCUAAGUGUCUAACACUAUUAUAGUGGGAGGGUAUGGAUGGAAACCCGUUAGUUCUGUUUAUAACUGAUGAGGGUAUGGAUGAGAACCCCUUAGUUCUCUAUAAGUGCUUUACACUGUUCUUGUUGUUUGGUGGAAGUCUAGUGGUGUAUGUAGAGUACACCAAUACUUUGUUAGGGAUGAGAAUGUUACUAUAAUGUUCAGUCUUGAAUUAUUUAUUGGGGAGUGUUAGACUGAUGGUGACUUUCUAAUGGUAAUUAUUGGUGUAACCACAAAUGCCAACUUUACCCGGUAGAAAAAUUGCCAAAAAUGAUGACCCGUUGAUAUUCAUACUCCGACACUGUGAUAGUUACUUUUAUGUCUUAAUUGCUUGUUCAUUAUCUAACCCUAAUUCCUAUCAAAUCCUUGAUGUACAAAGUGUACCUGGCUAGACAAUUAUAAUCAGAACGAAAAUCAAAAUGCAAUAAUUUCUACUUUCCCAUGAAUUUAUUACAAUGUGUGUAGAAUACUAUGUGCCAACACCUGUUAUCACCAGCAUAUAUGUCUUAUUACAAUCACAUGGUUACUAUAGGGACAAGCUUUGUAUGAAUGUAUGCUCAAUUUGUUAUUAUUAUAUUGUUUCUCUAUUUGUAUGACUUGUCCUUAGAAUUGUUGAUUUUAUACAAUUCAUUAGUGCUAUUGUUACAUUUUGUUAUUGUCAGAUGAAGAUGUUCAGCUUUAACAUCAAACUUUUUUUUGCUAUUAUUUCUUUUAAAUAACAUCAUACACAUCACAACUUAAACAACUGAAGUUUUCAAAAAAUUCAAAUUCAAAGAAUAAAAUUGUUUCUGUAGAAAGAAAUCUUCACCUUGUAUGAAAAAAAACCCCAGUAGAAGUAGUAGAGCUGAACACCUUCAGUAGAUGGGAGGCUUACUUCCACUGUAGUGCCUUGUCUGUUACCAUGGUAACAUUGCACAAGAUGUGAUUCAUGUCUGCCGUCCUUAAUCUGGCACUGGUGGCCGGCUGGCGAAAUUUACUUAACCUGUUGUGUAUAUAUUUUAUCUACAUCAAAAGAGUGAUUCUAUUUUUAGGUGUAUAAUUUAUUCAUUUAAAGGCAUAUAAUAUUUCUACAAAGAUACUACCUGUUUGACGACUGUCAUUAAAGCUCAUGCUUUUGACUGAACCUUA
Pecten maximus is the source of this 20602-nucleotide messenger RNA. Its product is annotated as polycystin-1-like. Gene Ontology annotation, molecular function: protein binding; calcium ion binding. The record is from RefSeq and is a predicted model, not a curated record. Lineage: Eukaryota; Metazoa; Mollusca; Bivalvia; Pectinida; Pectinidae. Gene Ontology annotation, cellular component: membrane.